This is a messenger RNA of Suillus clintonianus, 195 nucleotides long. RefSeq lists its product as uncharacterized. The transcript is spliced from 2 exons. Lineage: Eukaryota; Fungi; Basidiomycota; Agaricomycetes; Boletales; Suillaceae. The annotation marks the transcript as partial. The record is from RefSeq and is a predicted model, not a curated record.
GUCCGUCACAUCGACAACGGUUUGGUCAUCAACACGGGCGACAUGAUGACUUUCCUCACAAAUGGAUACUACAAGCCCACGAUCCACCGCGUCAUCCAGCCACCCGAGGACCAACACCACUACGAUCGUUUGGGUGCAUACUAUUUUGCGAUGCCGGACAAUGACGUUCGUUUGUUGCCGUGUGCUGAGAGCCCG